This is a messenger RNA of Thunnus maccoyii (southern bluefin tuna), 716 nucleotides long. Its product is annotated as serine protease 27-like. Gene Ontology annotation, molecular function: serine-type endopeptidase activity. Lineage: Eukaryota; Metazoa; Chordata; Actinopteri; Scombriformes; Scombridae. The coding region runs from base 108 to 416 and encodes 102 amino acids. The transcript has 2 exons. Gene Ontology annotation, biological process: proteolysis. The record is from RefSeq and is a predicted model, not a curated record.
AACCUCUUUCCUCAAAAAAACUAAAGGAGCUGAAGGUGCCUGUUGUGGAGAACAAAAAGUGUGAAGACACAUUUACAGGCACAGAAAAAACAGAAAUCAAAGACAACAUGAUCUGCGCCGGGUUAAAUGCUGAUAAGAAGGGCUUCUGUAAGGGGGACAUUGGGGGUCCGAUGGUGUUAAAGACAGGAGGUGUCUGGGUCCAGGCUGGAGUCAUGACCUUUGGAAAAGUUUGUUCAACUUCUUACUCUCCAGGAGUCUCUGCCGGAGUGUCCAUGUAUGAGUCCUGGAUCAAAACCCAAAUCACCAGUGACCAGCCAGGCUUUGUCACCAACCCGUACGUGGACCUCUCUAAGGGUAAUUCAUGUCUGUUAACUACAGUCAUGUGUUUUUCUGUCAUGAUGACCAUGCUUUGCUAAAUAUCUAACUGAUUUUUAAGCUGAACUUUGAAAGCUUUGAGAUUAGACAUUUUUCCACACUGCGUGACAGUUUCAGAUCUAUUCUGUAUCAGCUUGUUCCACCUCUUCAUUGAGGAUAAAUGAUCUUUACACUGAGAGAAAUAUUCAAACCAAAGGCUCCAUGCUUUUUAUGGCUGCACUAUUCUAACAGAACAGAAAUAUUCCAGAUGUUUGUGCAUCAUUUUGUACAAAUUUUCCCCAAGUCAGCUUGACAUGUUUGGUAUCCUUUUUUGGAUCUCUGCUAGAAUUAAAAAUAAAGUU